Messenger RNA from Capronia epimyces CBS 606.96, 2196 nucleotides. RefSeq lists its product as uncharacterized. Bases 1 to 2196 code for a protein of 731 amino acids. The record is from RefSeq and is a predicted model, not a curated record. The transcript is spliced from 2 exons. Lineage: Eukaryota; Fungi; Ascomycota; Eurotiomycetes; Chaetothyriales; Herpotrichiellaceae.
AUGAUUGCCACAGCCGUUGCAUGGUCUGUCGUGGCUCUGGUCGUCUAUAUUUGCAAGCCAGACUACCGAGCUUGGCUCUCCCUCCUCGAGCCACCCUUGGAACUGGGGUCCUUCAUGGCUAUUGUGGGGCAUGUUUUACUGUUCUGCUUGUUGUGCAUUUCAAGUCUACAUUGUAUCAUGGUUUACGGCGCACUGGACAUGUCGAUUCACCUGACAGCACUAAUCACUAUGAUCCCGGCCCUCGAGUUCAUUUGGGCACAUAAAACCCCGUUUCCGCCGGCACCAGCAUCUACAACAACGUUGUCCGUUUUCCUCGUCUUUUUCGGGCGCUGGAGUUACCAUCGUAUUCAACAAGCACUGGGCGCAACGUAUAUAAUGAGAUCCUCACACCAGGCACUCUUAUUCAUCUUCCUGUGUAUUCUCCUAUUCCCGGCUUGGUCGAAGAAAGGCUACGUUCACUUCCACCCAAUCGACAUGCUGAUUUACGACGCAAAAAUCCACCACGACAAAUAUCUGAUGACUUUGGGCAAUACCACCUCACUUGCCGACACAGUUGCCCGGUACAAAGAGAAAUAUAACUGUAACCCUCCCCCGGGGUUUGAUGUGUGGUUUGACUAUGCAAAGAAUAGGUCUGCGCUUAUUGUGGACGAGUUUGACCAGAUCUAUGAAGAUCUGUUGCCAUUUCGAGCAAUACCACCCGCUGAUUUGAGAAGGCAGACUUGGGAAAUGGUCUCGAACCCUUGGAACGAGAUAUCAGGCAUCACCAUUCGGAACGGAAAAGCGUCGGUUCAGGAAAAUGUCAUUCCUACACAUCGAUGGAUGCUCGAGGGCGUUGCGGUCCUGAUCAACAGCUUUGCGCGACAUCUUCCCGACAUGGAUCUAGCCUUCAAUUUGAACGAUGAGUCAAGAGUUGCUGUACCGUAUACCGACAUCAAAUUCUUGCGAGAGAAGGGUGGAUCGGAAGCUAAAAGCGGUGGCUCAAGUUGGUCGAAUGAUCGCGCUGCAGGCUGGCUCCCAAUUCCGGAGCAUGAAUUUACUGAAACGGUCUUUCGCGACAUGUCUUUCCGCAAUACCUUUCGCAAGUACGGCUCAGUGGGAUGCAAUCCCUCCUCCCCGGCCAGACGUUAUCCGCAUAUUUCAUCUCAGGCGCACAUCUGUGGCUCCUGUGUGUCGCCCCACUCCCUUGGUCAAUUUGUGGCCAACUGGUCUGAGGCAGCAGACAUAUGCCACCAGCCUGACAUGGCCUCUCUUCAUGGAUUCUACAUGUCUCCUGCGGCAUUCAAAACGUCCUAUCAGUUAAUGCCAGUCUUUUCGCAGUCUAAGCCCCAUGGCUACAACGACAUCCUCUAUCCCUCCGCCUGGAACUACAUGGACAAAGUGGCCUAUGCCCCCACUGAAGAGAGUGGAACUCCUGGGCAAGCUGAUUACCGUCCUGGCUUUCCAGACCCUCCCUUCGAGCAGAAAGAAAACGUCCUGUUUUGGCGAGGAGCCACUUCAGAAGGUGUUUCUUCAGGGAACCGUGUCUGGCGUGGCAUGACUCGUCAACGUCUUGUCCAUAUGGCGAACAACCUCACCACCUCACCUCACGACCGUUUUGCCAUCCUCCUGCCCAAUCCAUCCGACCACGCAAAGUACAAGUACCAAGUCCUGCCGGGGCCGGCCGUCAAGGAGCUAGGCCUAAAGACUGACAUUGCAAUUGUCGAUCGCAUCGCCCGCUGUGGGGGUGUUGGACUGCACGACUGUCAUGAUCAAGAAGCCGAGUUCGACCUGGUACGGCCGUCUGAUUUCCAAGCUCACUGGCGUUACAGGUUUCUUUUCGACCUUGACGGGGCAGGUUUCUCGGGCCGUUUCCUGCCGUUCCUCCAGUCCCGCUCUCUCCCGUUCAAAACCGCCCUUUUCCGGGAAUGGUACGACUCCCGCCUCACAGCGUGGCUGCAUUUCGUGCCCCAAGAUACCAGGCUGCACGGCGUGUGGAGCACACUUGCUUAUUUUGCCGGCAUCAACGGGACCAUGUUUGGCCAGGAUAUCUGGUGGAGACCGCAUAUCAAAGAAGCUGAAAUCAUUGCCGAAGCCGGAAGAGACUGGGCGGGCAAAGUCCUCCGCAAAGAGGACAUGGAGUUGUAUUUCUUCCGCCUGUUACUCGAGUGGGCCCGCCUGACGGACGAUAGAAGGGACUCGCUAGGAUUUGAUCUUUAA